AUGAGCUUUUUAGAAACAUUUGGAGCACUGACACUUAUUUAUAUUUUAGUACGUCUUGCUACUUUUAUUUAUCAAAUUUUAUGUCCAUUACGAGUUGAUAUUAAAAAAUUCGGUGAAUGGGCAUUGAUUACAGGAAGUACAGAUGGAAUUGGAAAAGCAUAUGCUAUUGAAUUAGCUAAACGAGAUUUUAAUGUAAUUUUAAUUAGUCGAACAAAAGAAAAAUUAGAACAAGUAGCAAAAGAAAUUCAAACUAAAUAUUCAAAUACACAAGUUAAAAUAAUUUCAAUUGAUUUUACAAAAGACAAUUCAAUUUAUUCAAGAAUUCGUGAAGAAAUUCAUGGUAUAGAUAUAGGAGUUCUUAUCAACAAUGUUGGAAUAUCUUAUGAAUAUCCUGAAUCUUUUGAUAAAGUAGAAGAGAAUGAAAAAUUUCUCAAUAAUAUGAUCAGAUGCAAUGUAGAUUCAGUGGCUAAUUUAACUCAAAUAAUUUUACCAGAUAUGAUCAAAAAAAGACGAGGUCUUAUUGUUAAUAUAUCAAGUAUUUCUGGUCGACGACCAACACCUUUAUUAGGUCUUUAUUCAGGUACAAAAGGAUUUAUUGACCUUUUUUCACGAUCAUUAGCUGCUGAAUGUAUAUCACGUGGUGUAUAUAUUCAAUCCUUAUGUCCUGGUUAUGUUGUUAGUAAAUUAUCUGGUAUUCGUAAAGCAUCGUUAAUUGCUCCUACACCAGAAAAAUUCGUUGUUAGUGCACUUGAUCGUAUUACACUUCCAUUUACAACAGGAUAUUGGACACAUGAAAUUCAAGAAUUUAUUCAAUCACUUUUACCAGAAUUUCUUUCCAAUAAAAUUGCAAUGCAUGUUUUAAGUGGCGUUCGAGCUAAAGCUUUGAAAAAACGUAACAAAGGACAAUAA
Messenger RNA from Rotaria sordida, 909 nucleotides. NCBI's taxonomy places the organism in Eukaryota, Metazoa, Rotifera, Eurotatoria, Philodinida, Philodinidae. The record is from the annotation of a GenBank genome assembly.